AUCUGCUGUCUUGUGUAACCAAACAAACAAAACACACAAAUGCGUGAAUUUUGGUAACAAAUAAUUAAUAAUAUAUUUGUAUUAAAUUUAUAAAAAAAUAUGUUUCAACCAACAAGACAAGAAACUUUACGUCUUUACAAACAUUUAAUACGUUACGGCAGUCAAUUGCAACUCACAGAUAAAUCAUAUUUUCUUGGACGUAUACGCCGGGAAUUCAGAGAAAAUCGAGAAAUACAAGAACCAAAACAAAUUGAAUUUUGCUUUCGGCGCGGCGAGGCACUACUUACAAAAGGCCGAGUUCUCUAACUUUAUUUGGAGCCAAAAUGCUGCUAAAGUUUACCCGCUUUCUGAUAGCAAAUAACGUAAAACCUACUUACAUCAGUAGUUUUACUCCAUUUACUCGUUUAAAAUCGACAGAUGCUCUGGACUAUUCACGCUAUCCCAAGCUAAUUGAAAGUGAACUAGAAGAAACUUUUACACGCGGUAGCGGUCCCGGUGGCCAAGCCGUGAAUAAAACUUCAAAUUGUGUAUUAUUACGCCAUAUACCCACAAACAUUUUAGUCAAGUGCCACACACAUCGCAUAGCAUAUAGAAAUCGUGCAGAAGCGCGCAAAAUAUUAUUAGAAAAACUUGAUAAUCAUUUCAAUGGAGAGCACUCGAUUGCCGCUCAAAUCAAACUACUAGAGUCCAAAAAAUCAGCCGAUAAAAAGCGACGUCAAGUGAAAGUAGCCGAAAUGAAAAAAAAUUGGAAGGAACGGGAAGCAGCUGUUAAGGAAGAAAAUGAUACAUAAGCCUUUUAUAAAUAAGAGUUAUUUUUUAAAUAAAUAAAACAUUUAU
Messenger RNA from Teleopsis dalmanni, 837 nucleotides. Its product is annotated as probable peptide chain release factor C12orf65, mitochondrial. The transcript has 2 exons. Gene Ontology annotation, molecular function: translation release factor activity. Gene Ontology annotation, biological process: translational termination. Lineage: Eukaryota; Metazoa; Arthropoda; Insecta; Diptera; Diopsidae. Gene Ontology annotation, cellular component: mitochondrion. The coding region runs from base 324 to 791 and encodes 155 amino acids. The record is from RefSeq and is a predicted model, not a curated record.